AUGUCUUACGAUCGAGUGCUUCCUCAGCCCGUUGCUCUUCGCUAUGAGACUGCUCAAGUCCCGCCUAGAAGCAAUCUCGACCACAAGAUCAUGAAUGACCUCAAGCCGGUUUCCGUACAUGACUACGACGCUCGCCUUCACAGGAUGACUGCUCCGGAGAGGGCCUCCAAGCCGAUGGGGCCUAUGCUGACCACCAAGGAGCUUCCCUUGCGUGAACGCUCCGAUCGUUCAUCUUCUUCCUCCGCCAGCAGUAUCAGUCCUGUCAAGACCAAGGACUGUGCACUGCAGUUCUGUCUGUGUCAGCCGGAUCCAAAGAUUCCCAGACCUCGUAAUGCUUUUAUCUUGUAUCGCCAGCAUUAUCAGGCAUUGGUCGUGGCUCAUAACCCGGGUCUGGCAAAUCCUGAAAUCUCCAAAAUCAUUGGAGAGCAGUGGAGAUCUCUUUCAGAAGAUGACAAAAGUAAAUGGAAGGCGCUGGCAGAGGAGGAAAAAGCUCGCCACCAGCAGCAAUAUCCAGACUAUAGAUAUCAGCCUCGACGGUAUGGUCGGGAUGGCAGUGCACGCAGUGCAGUCGGGGGAAUCGGCCACAAUCCAUCUGGCUCGUCAACUUGCAACCGAUGUGGCGGUCGGUUGAUGAACGCACCGGCUUCUCCCAUGACCCCAUUCACACCGAGCACUGGCCCGGGAUAUCGAUCCUCAUCUGGAUUCUCGUUAGCUUCACCACACCCAAACAACAUGCCAAGAAGCAUCCAAGGCCGCGAAAACGACAUUUCUAAGUCAGGAAAGGUCGACCAGCAUGACUCACGGCCUCGCCAGCGACACUGGGACGAACCUGGCGGUCGCUCUCCAGAUAAAAAGCGACGCCGAAGAGCGCUCUCCAAACAGUGCGAUCCCAAAUACACCACAUCCAUUGACCCCCUGGAGUGCUCGCCCCACCGACAUGCCAUCCCGUCAUCUCCCAAUGAUUCAACCCCAGCGUCCCUUCACUCAUCCAAGCCCGGACCCAAGUCUAAAGCUUCCCCCCUUCAAACAGCUCCCAUGACCCCCGCAACCCCUCAAGACACCCUCAACACAAGCGUGGAGGCAACAGUAAUGACAAUUCCCUUCCUGAACAAAAUCAAAGUCCUCGCCAAAAUCUCACCCCCUCUCCUCCCAUCCUUCCGUGACAGCCCACCAGCCCGUGGCCCCGUGAUCGCCAUCGACGGCCAAGACCCAGCCCUCGUCCAAACAACAAUCACCUACCUCGACAGCCUCCUAAAGAAAGAAUCAAAAUAUCACGUCCGCACCUUCGAAGGACCCGAAAUCAAGCAACGCAAAGAAGGCCAAAUGGGCGACUCGACAGUCGACUACCUCACAACAAUCUCCCACUGGCACCGCAUCUCCGACGACAUAACCAGUUUCGUGAAAACCAUCUCCCGCGCCGGCUCAAUCGAUCAUUCCCACUCAGAAGAUGACCCAACCAACAUCUCACCGCGCACAUCCCUCGUUCCCAAAACUGCUUCUAUGACCAUUCACUCGCCAGCUCAGUCCUCCGAGUGCUCGGAGGUCAGCGCCGGCUCGGUGUCUUCGCACUAUGCUGUUCCUGUUGCGUUGGUUCCGCGGUACCAGCUGAGCACUGCGGAUGCAUUUGCUUGCUCGACGCCUAUUGCAGAUUCGUAUGCGCCGCUGGAUCAUUGGCAGUGGAUGGCUUCGUUGUGGCGGGCGUGUGUGGGUCCUGAUAUUACGGUUUAUGUGAGGGAGUGUGGGAAGGAGGAAGUGGAGAGGAUGGGGGCGGUGGAGGUUCGCUUGCAGGAUGCUCGGACUGUUGUGUUGCGGAAGUGUGCCGGAAAGGAUUUGGAGGAGAAGGCGCUUAAGAGGAUGGGCUUUGAGAUUGAGGAUUUCUUGACGCAGUAA
Messenger RNA from Penicillium brevicompactum, 1890 nucleotides. Its product is annotated as putative HMG box transcriptional regulator. The record is from RefSeq and is a predicted model, not a curated record. Gene Ontology annotation, molecular function: DNA-binding transcription factor activity, RNA polymerase II-specific; RNA polymerase II cis-regulatory region sequence-specific DNA binding. The transcript is spliced from 4 exons. Gene Ontology annotation, biological process: negative regulation of transcription by RNA polymerase II; cell differentiation; anatomical structure morphogenesis. Lineage: Eukaryota; Fungi; Ascomycota; Eurotiomycetes; Eurotiales; Aspergillaceae. Bases 1 to 1890 code for a protein of 629 amino acids.